AUGCCUAGAAGUAGAAAUGAAGAGGCACAGCCGAUUCUUGAUAGAAAUGAACAGGAUAAUAAUGGUGACGAUAAUGAAUUAGGAGAUCAAGAAUUUACCUGCUGUAAUCCUCGAAAAGCAUAUUACAGAUUUAUAGCAUUAAUUUUUAUGUGUUUGGUUGGAUUUGCAUCAUAUUUCUGUUAUGAUAAUCCUGGUGCACUUCAGGAUAAUUUUAAAUCCGAUCUGGAUCUCACGACGACACAAUUUGCUAUGCUCUACAGUAUUUAUUCGUGGCCAAAUGUCAUUUUAUGCUUUAUUGGUGGAUUCUUAAUCGAUCGAGUAUUUGGAAUUCGACUUGGAACAAUUAUUUAUAUGUUUAUUCUAAUGAUUGGACAGCUGAUUUUUGCAUUUGGAACGACUACAAAUGCAUUCUACAUUAUGCUACUUGGACGAUUCAUUUUCGGCAUUGGAGCUGAAAGUUUGGCAGUUGCACAAAAUAAUUACGCAGUUUUAUGGUUCAAAGGAAAGGAAUUGAAUAUGGUUUUUGGUUUGCAGCUAUCAUUUGCUAGAUUUGGCAGCACAGUCAACUUUUUGGUCAUGGAGCCUGUCUAUAAAUACUUUAAGCAAUACUAUACAGGAACGUAUGUUCUCGGCAUGGUUAUAUUUGCAGCAGCAUCAACAUGCAUAAUGAGUUUUACGUCUGCACUUUUACUUGGCUGGAUGGAUAAGAGAGCUGAAAGAGUCUUACGACGACAAGCUAUAGCAGCAGAAGGAGAAAUUCCAAGACUUUCUGAUGUCAAAACAUUCAAGGUCACAUUUUGGAUGGUAACGGUUAUAUGUGUGGCAUAUUAUGUUGCUAUCUUUCCGUUCAUCGCUUUGGGAAAAGUUUUCUUCGAAAGGAAAUUCGAUUAUUCACCGGAAGAGGCAAAUGCCGUGAACUCUGUCAUUUAUCUCAUUGCUGCAUUUGCAAGUCCUAUAUGUGGUUAUAUUGUUGAUAAAACAGGCAGAAAUGUGAUGUGGGUGUUCAUAUCAACUGUUGUGACAAUCGGUGCCCACGCAAUCCUUGCAUUUUCUUUUGCUAAUCCAUAUGUUGGAACGAUUACAAUGGGAUUUGCAUAUUCUAUGCUUGCAAGCAGUUUAUGGCCACUUGUUGCUCUCAUCAUUCCUGAAUAUCAGCUUGGAACUGCCUAUGGAAUUUGUCAAGCUGUACAGAAUCUUGGAUUGGCUGUUGUAUCGAUGUUUGGCGGUGUUAUUGUCGACAAUGGUGGAUAUUUGAUGUUGGAACUGUUCUUUAUUGGAUGGUUGAGUGUUGCACUUCUUGCUUCAGUCAUAAUCUGGUUACAUGACUUUAACAACAAUGGAAUUCUUAAUAUGUCACCAACUGAUCGAGAUGAAGUUGUACAAAAAGCCCUCACAUCAUCAAUUUCUAUAAACAAUGAAUCACCAAGAUCGUCAAAUGAGGAAGAUAACGGUGCUGGUCAAGCGAGAGAAGUCCGAAAUAAAUAUUUAAAGAAAAUUGGCGUCGGUGACACUGGAAAUUCAAGUGAUGAUUGUGAACCACUGUUACAGUAA
Chironomus riparius is the source of this 1551-nucleotide messenger RNA. NCBI's taxonomy places the organism in Eukaryota, Metazoa, Arthropoda, Insecta, Diptera, Chironomidae. The record is from the annotation of a GenBank genome assembly.